This is a messenger RNA of Cyprinus carpio (common carp), 2025 nucleotides long. Its product is annotated as 4-galactosyl-N-acetylglucosaminide 3-alpha-L-fucosyltransferase 9-like. Gene Ontology annotation, molecular function: alpha-(1->3)-fucosyltransferase activity. The coding region runs from base 571 to 1650 and encodes 359 amino acids. Gene Ontology annotation, cellular component: membrane. The record is from RefSeq and is a predicted model, not a curated record. Lineage: Eukaryota; Metazoa; Chordata; Actinopteri; Cypriniformes; Cyprinidae. The transcript is spliced from 4 exons.
UGCACACACACGUACGCACGCUCACGCGCGCGCGCACACACACACACAUACUCUAAAUCUAUAAUUGCAUCCAUGCAUAUGAACAGCACGGGGACGUUAUUCUACAUCAUAUCACACUGCGUUACAUGGCGUCCUUUCCAGCGACGCACUUGCUCGCGUUCUCCGUUUCUGACCCAUAGGAUCGUACAUUUUGACUUGCACGCGCUGCUGAUUUGAGUCUGUCAUCACUGUGGACACAUUGUAACAUGCAGUGAAGCUCUGACGCGAAGGCUAUGGGUCCAGGUACAGCCUAUCCGAAUAUUGCCACCAUCGGAGAUUUUUCAGCACCAUCCCGAUAUGCGAGGUAUGUGGGAUGUAAAUAAAAGAAGCGCAUGAUGUGGCUUUCCCUCGAGGAUGUUUGCUGAUGGACAGAAUUAGUUUUGAGGAUACAAUCCCACAACAGACCCAGGACCACCAGAGACAAUGAGACCUUUGAUUUUAAGACUGACAUUCUUCUGGUAAUAAAAAGAAGAACCCGGAACAUACAAUCAUUUUACCUUCUGAAUAUCAGCAAAUCUGUCAGGCCAGAGUAUGCCAUCUGCACCAAUUUACAGAAUCCUACGACCCCUCCUGCUUGGUAUCUUUUUAUUAGGAUGCUUUGUGACUUUGUUUUUAAUGUACAUCAAACCAUCUACGAGCUGGUUGUCAGGCCCGGUCGAGUCAGAAACAUCCACAGCCCGAGUGAAGAGUCUCCUUUCCACCAGAAGUGAACAGAACCAGACCACCAUCCUGGUAUGGCUUUGGCCUUUCGGUGAAACUUACGACCUGAACGUCUGUAGCUCUUUGUUCAGUAUUGAUGGCUGCUUCAUCACUGCCGACCGAAACCUUUACAACAAAUCUGACGCCGUGGUCAUACAUCACAGGGACAUCACCAGCGACCUGUCCAACAUGCCACCGAUGUAUCGGCCCACGUUGCAGAGAUGGAUUUGGAUGAACUUUGAAUCACCUUCUCAUUCAUCUCAGUUACCUGGAAUUGAAAGCUUGUUUAAUUUGACUCUAAACUAUCGGCGGGAUGCUGAUAUAGAAGUGCCUUAUGGAUCGAUUGUCGCAGCCCAAGGAAAGGAGGACUUUGUGCCACCAAGCAAGAACAAGCUGAUUUGUUGGAUCGUCAGCAAUUGGAACCCAGACCACGUCAGAGUGAAAUACUACAAUGAACUCUACAAGCACAUCGAGGUUCAUGCAUACGGACAAGCAUUUGGUGAGUACAUUUCCGACCAGGACUAUUUUCCUACAAUUGCAAGCUGUAAAUUCUAUUUGGCAUUUGAGAACUCAGUUCACAAAGACUAUAUCACUGAGAAAUUGUACAACCCACUUUCCAUCGGCACCGUACCCGUGGUGCUUGGACCACCAAGGGAGAACUAUCAGAACUUUGUGCAGGGAAAUGCUUUCAUCCACGUCGAUGACUUCUCAUCUCCAAAGGAGCUGGCUGAUUACCUCCUGUUCCUUGACAAAAAUGAGGAGCUUUACCUGAAGUACUUUGACUGGCGUAAACACUUUAAGGUGAAAAAGGCGUACUUCUGGGCUGAACACACAUGUCUGGCUUGCGAUUACAUUAGAAGGCACAAUGAGUACAAAGCAAUUAACAAUCUUGACAAAUGGUACUGGGGUUAAUCCACAACUGAACCACUGGACCAGCUUAAUGAAAGUUGCUUGACAAUAAGAGCUUCAUGUAACUUAAUUCAAAUGAGGGUCUGUUUUGAGCACUUUUAUUUUUGUAAAAUGUCCCAAAGUAGAUGUACAUUUAUUUUGUGUUCGGUUUCAUGUGUUUAUUAAUCUGGAUACAAAUUAUGCAUUUUAGAAUUUAAUAAGUUUGUAUUUAUUUGGAAAGCUGAUUUUGACCAAAAUGCACAAAAAGGGAUAUUUCACCCAAAAACAGAAAUUCUGUCAGUUACAUACAUACUUGUUGUUCCAAUCCUGUAUGACUUUCUUUCUUCUGUGGAGCACACACACAAAGAUAUUUUGUAAAUUAUAUUUUAGAUCAAAACA